AAAUAAACAAUUUAAUUAAUAAAAAUGACUGUGAUUAAUGUUGCGAAAGUGCAAAGUGAUAUUUAUAUUCAAAUAGAGAAAUUUGGUAGAUAUCAAUUAUUCCAAUAUUUUUUGAUAUGCAUACCUUUAUUUAUGGUAUCUAUGGCUCAUGUUAAUUAUGUGUUCGUUGCUGAAGAAGUUGAUUAUAGAUGUAAGGUACCAGAAUGUGAAUCGCUCAAUCCUAGUGUGAAAACACCACCGUGGUGGCCCGAUCACGUAGACGAGAAGUGCUUUCGACCGGUCAUAGAUCCUGAUGCAUACAACCUCGGUAACCAUACGUGCUCCAAUUCAACCUUUGUUGAAUUAUUAGAAGACUGUGAUGAAUGGAUUUAUGAGAAUCACAACUCUAUAUUUUCAGAGCUUAAUCUAGGCUGCGAAUCAUGGAAGGCCACUUUAGUUGGCAGUGUACACAACGCAGGAAUGAUUCUAUCUAUGUUAUUCACUGGUUGGGUCACCGACAAACUCGGAAGAAAGCCCACCUUGAUUAUUUGUUCAGUGGGAGGUUGCAUCGGCGCCUUUAAAAUUUUCAUAACAAGCUACUACGCUUACUUAAUAGUGGAAUUUUUAGAGUCUGUUGUUUGUUCUGGACUUUACACAGUGGCUGUUGUAUUACUAAUAGAAGUUGGUGGUGAAUCUAAAAGAGUGUUAGCAGGUGUCAUAUUUUCAUAUGCCGUUUAUGUUGGUGAAGUGGCAUUCGCUUUUAUAGCAAUGGGUCUAAAGUUUUGGAAACUAAUAGUACUGGUUGUCUAUACUCCAAUGAUAUUGAUUAUAUCAUACAUAAUAUUAUUAAAAGAAAGUACUAGAUGGCAAAUGCUUCGUGGAAAAAUGACAGAGGCAAAAGACACGCUGAAAGUAAUAAGCAAAUCAAAUAAAUUGAAUAUUACCCCUGAAGAAAUAGAUGCAUUGAGUGAUGAAGAAAUAAGAACGAAAUUUAAUGUGGAGACACAGAAAGAGAAGGAAAACUUCAGAGAUAUAUUAAAUUCAAAAGAGAUUAUGACGCGAGUUGGUGUCACUUCUGUUUGUUUCUUCACAUCCAGUUUUCUAUAUUACGGAUUGGUAGUACAUUCGAUUCUUUUGCCAGGAAAUAAAUAUACUAAUUUUAUUUUAUCUUCAUUAACUUCGUUUCCUGGUGAUCUAUUAGCGUUUUACACGUUCAACAAAUUCGGAAGGAGAAUAACAUUGCAAAGUGGCUAUGCUUUUUCGGCCAUAUUUCUUAUAGCUCAAACCUAUGCGCCAGAUUCUAUUACUUGGCUGAAGGUUCUGCUGUUCCUAUUAGGAAAGUUGGGAGUAGUUGUAUGUUUCACUGGCAUAUACACAUACAGCUUGGAAUUAUUUCCGACAAGCGUGAGGGGCUCGCUAGUUGGUUGUGGUAACACUGCGGCGAGAAUUGGAGCUAUGUUAGCACCGCUAACACUUCUAUUGACGACGGAACUCACAGCAUUGCCAUCAAUUCUCUUUUCAUCAACUGCAGUUGUAUCCGCACUGUUGCUCACGUUCACACCUGAAACCAAGACCAUGCCCAUGUUUGACACCAUUGCUCAAAUAGAUUCUUACAAAAAUAAAGUUACUACGCAUUUGUAAAAAGCAUAUAUCCGGAUGUCAUAUAUCUAUCUAAAUAGAUAAAUUUGUUACUUACCAAUAAACAUUUUGUUGAGACUGUUUAUACAAAGUAGGCGACUUAUUGAGAAUUACUUUAGUGCUUAUUAAAAUAAUUAAAGUUUAAUGUUAUAUGAAUUAAAAUUGCAUGAACGAAAUCAAUUAAACUGAAUUGAUAAACUGUGAGUAGAACGAAAAGCAUCCAAGAAGACAUAAGCUCCAGAGAAUAUGUAGACAAUAACUACGUAUUUUAAAAUGUGAUAAUAUUUUAUACUGUAUCUACUAUAUA
Achroia grisella is the source of this 1924-nucleotide messenger RNA. RefSeq names its product organic cation transporter protein-like. The record is from RefSeq and is a predicted model, not a curated record. The transcript is spliced from 7 exons. Gene Ontology annotation, molecular function: transmembrane transporter activity. NCBI's taxonomy places the organism in Eukaryota, Metazoa, Arthropoda, Insecta, Lepidoptera, Pyralidae. Gene Ontology annotation, cellular component: membrane. Gene Ontology annotation, biological process: transmembrane transport. Bases 25 to 1620 code for a protein of 531 amino acids.